GUGAAAGUAGUCGAUACUUGCCUAAUGUGUUUGACCUUGCAUGCAUAGAGUCCGACCGUUGAGUGAGAAAGAAAUCAAGGCCGGAGAUGACAUGGUGGUGCAGUUUCCUGGAAAUGGGCAGGUAUUGGUGGACGCUAUCCCAGGUGGGCCAGGCGGUGGCCAAAAACCCAGACUGUUUUCAUACAACGUGGUAUUCGAACCAGCCGCCACCCAGGAAGACGUGCUGCAAUUCUCCGGAAUGAAACGACUGAUUGAGAUGGCCGUGGAAGGAUUCCGGUGUACGUGCUUUUGCUAUGGACAAACGGGAAGUGGGAAGACACAUACGCUGACUGGGCCACCAGGGCUUUUUGGCAUCAAAGCAGUACCCUAUAGUGACAACCACGGUUUGGUGUUUCGUUCAUUUGUAUAUUUAUUUCAACUGUUACAAGAGCACACUUCUAGAACAUUUGUACUGAAGGCUAGUUUUUUAGAGAUUUACAAUGAAAAGGUGAUAGAUCUUUUGAACCCCGGUACUUGUAGAAAACCCUUAGCUGUUAGAUGGAGCAAAAAAGCUAGAGGAUUCUUCGUAGAGAAUUUGUUCACCGUAGAUUGUGAAGAGCUAGACGACCUCAUGGCUGUUUUAGAAGAGGGCAUGAGGAAUAGAUCUGUAGGCAGACAUAACAUGAAUGACUAUUCAAGUCGAAGUCAUACUAUACUCAGUGUCCACAUCACUUCUGAAGAACCUUCUGAAAACGGGGUCUUCAUUUCACGAUUCGGAAAAAUAAAUUUUGUCGAUCUUGCUGGUAGUGAAAUGACGAAGAAGACACAAAGUGAAGGAAAAACUUUGGAGGAGGCAAACAAUAUCAACAAGAGUCUCAUGGUUUUAGGUUACUGUAUUGCUUCGCUGAGCGACCCGAAGAGAAAAGGAUCCCAUAUACCUUACAGAGAUUCUAAGCUAACGAAGCUUCUAGCGGACUCGCUAGCGGGAAAUGGGGUGACUCUAAUGAUUGCUUGCAUUUCCCCCGCAAGAUCAAACAUAUUUGAAACAAUAAACACUCUUCGUUAUGCGGCCCGAGCCAAGAAAAUAAGGACUAAGCCGGUUGUGUUAAUGGACCCACGUGAGGCUCUUAUCAUCAGUUUGAAACGAGAAGUAGCAUCAUUGCAAAGUGAAAACGAGUAUCUAAGGUCGGCCCUGAACGUUUAUUCAAGCUCUUCGAGUGGCGAUGCUUCGGAGAGGAUAAUAGCCCAAACCCCACCUCACGUAGACCUGGAGGAACUAGCCAAGCUCGAAGGACCUCAACUGGCCGAACUGGUCCGUCUGUACAUGAAAGAAAACGAAGCUCUUCGUAAGGACAACGGAGACUUGUUCUUAUCCAGAGAUCUGCUCCAGCGGGAUCACGAGAUCGUCUGCAGAGAGAACGAGCGACUGCUGAAGAAACUCGAAGAAGUGAAUUCAGUAUGUUGCAGGUCUCCACUCAUCCCGGCGCGUCCAGCCUUUUCCGCGGACAUUUUGAGCGGAGACCAAGAAUCUUCUUCCACUAAUAUAUGGACUAAUCCCAUUCCAGAUACGGAUAAUAAGACAGCAGUAAACUCUUCCAAACAGAUUCCUGAAUCGGUACAGAAAGAGCUAGAUAAAAGGCAAAUAGGAGCUAGAAAUACAGCUAAUCUCAAAGGAAUCCGCAAGCCCUCAAGUAAUGAUGAUAAGAUACAUGCACCAAAAAUAGCACAAGUCAAAAAUACAAACGCAAAGGAUAAAAGGAGCGAUGAAGAAAAGAAGACUGUUGAAGAAACUGACCCGAUGAAGAGACGUUUUUCGGUAGCCAACCCGUUGAUUAAGAAUACGGACAUGUUUGGAAGUGUUAUAUCGAUUACCGAUGAUGAGGAGUUGAACUGAUCAGUCAAACCAAAAGUUAAUGUCUGAUCAAAAGUGAACAAUGGCAUACAUAGCGUUAUCAAGGUUGUAGCUGCUACCGUGGAAACAUUUCAGAUCAUAUGUUCACCAGGUAACUGAAUUUCGAUCGUUAACAUUAAUUUCGAUUACGUCUUCCCACCAAACAUAUAAUCCGCUAUGAUAAUUUUGACACCUCAUUCUAGAUGUCUCCUAUUGAAUAUACAGUAAUGGACAAAAGUAUAUAGACAAAUUAAUAUUGUGCUGUACUUGUUUUUUAACUUGUUUUAUUAAUACACCAACCUGUAUACAUAAUUCGUUAUAGCAUAAUACUCACUUAUACAUAAAUAAAUUCAUUAGACUCCCUUCAAUGAAAAAUUAAUUGAAAAAAAACUGGAACUAUGAAGGACAAAAAUAUAUAGACAAAGCAAAACAAUUAUAGAAAAAAGAAGCAAAGUUCGUUGAAUUAUAGAACACCAACCAUGUUUGUGUUAAUAUUUUGUAGCAUAACCAUUAUUAUCAAUCACCGCCUGGCAUCGUCUCGGCAUAGAUUGUAGAAGUUUCUUGAUAUAAGAUUCAUCAAUUUGUCUUCACUUUUGCUCUAAAGCGGCAAAAAGUUCAUCCUUGUUUGAAUAAUUUUUAUCUUGUAUUUGCUUAUCUAAGCAUUCUCAUAGAUGUUCAAUGGGGUUUAAUCGGGAGACUGUGAAGGCCAUUUGAGAACUGGUAUUUUUUCAUCCAGAAAGAAUUUCUUUGCGAGAUUUGAAGUGUGCUUCGGGUCAUUAUCUUGCUGCAAGAUUGAUCUUAAGGGCAUAUUGUCUUCCAUAUAGGGUAACAUGACAUGCUUUAGUAUGUCUGUGUAUACAAACUUAUCCAUAAUGCCAUAUAUUCUAUGUAAAGGUCCCAUCCCAAACCACGAAAAGCACCCCCAAACCAUAACAUUUGGGGGGUGCAAUCUUUGUCCACUAGGACGUCUAACGUAAUGAACACCAUCUGAUCCAAGCAUAUUGAACUUGGAUUUUGUGAUUGUAAUCGGUCCUUACGGUUUUUCCUCGAGAAUAGCGGCUUCUUACUCGGGCAACGUGCAAAUAACUUCAAAUCAUUUAAUCUUCUACUUAUAGUUUUCGUAGAAACAUUGGCAUUUCCUUUUGUCUCGAUGUCGGCUUUUAUUUGUCUUGGGGUUUUAAACGGAUCUUUGGACGAAAUUACUUCUAUUAAUCGAACUGAUCCAGCAUUUAAUUUUCUAGGCUGACCACUUUUCUUAGAGGCUUCCAAGAUACCUUUUUGUUUAUAUUUGUUCAAUAUUGCCCAAAUUGCUUUACGCUUCAGCUUCAAAUUUUUGGCAAUGUCGACUUGACGUUGACCAUCUUUGUAUAACUCAAUGAUCUUAGCUUUCACAUCGAAAGAAGUUUCUGGACCACGCGGCAUGGUCUUAAAAUCACUCAACUUAUUCCACAACUUGAUGAACACAAACUAAUCCUUUUCUGACACGAAACUGUACUAAACUAAUGUUGAAAAGAAUUUGUCUACACAUAUUUUUCUCCCUCAUAAAAAAGUGCUUAUAUUCAGACUUGUAUUGUGUUCAUUGCAGAUAAUGUAAAAACAAGGAAUUUAGUUUUUCUACUAAUAGCGCAUUUGUUUAUGGAGCAAUGAAGUAUGAAUUCGUUUUCUAAAGGAAUUUAGCUAAAUAUUCAUAUUUGUCUAUAUACUUUUGUUCAUUACUGUAUAUAAACUGACAUGUCGGUAUCAAAAUUAUCAUUGCGGAUCAAAUACAUGACAAGGCGUCAUCAAAAUUAUUUCAACGGUCGAAAUUCAGUUAGAAUCAGGUCCCCGAUCCAAGAAACUUUAAAGCGAAUUUGGUGGUUUUCCUGCGAAAAAAUAAGCACUUAUGUUUUUAGAUUACGUUUUGAGUUCUCAAAAAUAGAAUCGCUUAGCUAAGACGUGGUAUUGUCAGCUAGUUCUAUCAUAAUAUCUGUAAUUUUGUAUUUGUAUAAUAUUCGAGUUAAAAAUGUAGAAAUACAUAUUAAAUUUGGUGGACUCUGUAAAUGCUGCUCGCUCAAAGGGGAGGUCAAAUGGUAUAUCUAAACAUUCGAAAAUAACUAGUAACAUGUAAGCUCCAGUUUGCCAAUAUUGACUCAAUUGCAGACUUUUAUUUUUUCUCUCCCUUUGGAAUAUUGCUAAAUCGCAUGUGGAUAAUUUAUUGUAAACGCAGCACGUGAAGUUGUGCCUUUUAUUUGCUGAAGAUUGAAAUAUCAGCACUUGCAAUACAAUGCAAUGGUCCAGCUGAAUAUACCCUAUUUUAGUCUGUAAAGGUUAUCGAAAUCCAGUAAUUUCUUAUAAAUUAAAUUUGUGCUGUGUAGCG
Acanthoscelides obtectus is the source of this 4226-nucleotide messenger RNA. The record is from the annotation of a GenBank genome assembly. Lineage: Eukaryota; Metazoa; Arthropoda; Insecta; Coleoptera; Chrysomelidae.